This is a messenger RNA of Dermacentor albipictus, 1310 nucleotides long. The record is from RefSeq and is a predicted model, not a curated record. Lineage: Eukaryota; Metazoa; Arthropoda; Arachnida; Ixodida; Ixodidae.
CAAGAGAAGACAAGACAAGACGCUGCUGUGGGUGGCCACUAGAUGCUCGUCAGAACGGCCACAUGGAAUGACGCACUUUAGCAGGCAGCUCCGGGUCCGACUUUCACACUCCGCCGUCAAAAGAUUACGUUUUUUGGGCGAGCUGCUCGACGCGUACUCGUCAUGAGUUCCGCGAACGCGACCCUCGCAAACACCGCGAACGGCCAGGCUGACCGUCCUGCGCCUCGAGAACGACCUACGCCCCGUGGUGGAGCCACUGACCGGCCCGGAGGUCCUCGGCGACCUCGAGGCGGCGCCCCGUCGCCCGCAGCCCUGACGCUGGUUUCCAUCUUAGCGAGGAUCGCCGUGGCGCUCGCGCUGGUGCCGUUGGCGCGCGUCCCUCUGCCAGACGUGUACUUCAUAGUCAAGGACAGCGUCACUGAACAGCUGUUGCUCCGCUGCUGCCUCCUGGAGGAGGACCAGCGCCGCCUGCUGCAGAGCGUGUACACCAACUUGUCGCUCCCGACGAUGAGCGACACGCAGUACCUGCGAAAUUUGGCCCGCUGCGUGAUCUACCCCAAGGAGAGAGUGGAGUGCCUGCGGCUCCGUAGUCGCUAUGGACACAACGUCCUCACCUUGCUCGAGCCCUGGGAUUCUUUCACGGUCUAUAACCGGGAACAGGGCCCCGGCAGCGUCCAUUGCAAGCACUUUGUCUUCUCCCGGUUGGCGGCCUUAGUGAUUGUAGCCACCAACGCACUGCUUCUAGCAGUAUUCUGCUACUUGGUGUACACCAUCUUGUAUGUUUUUACCAUUCUCGGGAGGCUGCCUGCGAGAGCCCACACUGACACCGUUGGCCGCGGGGGCGCGAAUGAUGGGUCGACGGCAGCGCUGACAGCCAACGACAACGCGCGAGCCGUCUUCGCCUGACGGCUUGCCCAACGCAGGUGAUCGGUGUCCGCAAUGGCGACGUUCACAAGCCAACCAACGAGUCAUGCAUCCUGAUAAGAGACAGACAUGUGCUGCGAUACCGCUCCCCCCCCCUCGUAUUUGUCUUUGCCUCAUAAGCGCUUCCGUUCCUUUUUCUUCCGACAGGAUCUGUAAUAAUUAUACUUCACGACCAAUAUAUCCUGUACCGGAAAAUUAAGUGUAGGGCACACCAUAUAGAGCGUUCGUGGGCGCCAAAAUUAGGAUCUUGGAACAAAUGAUAUCUCAAGUCAUUCUUACGGUAAUGAAUAAUUAUUUAGUUGUUGGGAGCGUAGUGAAACAGCUACAACAAAUUUUGUUUCCUUAUUCUUUUCACUUCGCUACGCAAUAAAAUUGAUAAAAGUUCA